This is a messenger RNA of Medioppia subpectinata, 622 nucleotides long. NCBI's taxonomy places the organism in Eukaryota, Metazoa, Arthropoda, Arachnida, Sarcoptiformes, Oppiidae. The record is from the annotation of a GenBank genome assembly.
GCGAGCAUUUCCUACAUUUCAAAUCAAGUUGAGAGGAAUGGAUCCGUCUUCUGAUUACAUACUAAUGAUGGACUUCAUGCCCGUCGAUGACAAACGUUACAGAUAUGCCUUUCAUAGUUCGAGUUGGGUUGUGGCCGGAAAGGGUGACCCGAGUACACCGCCCCGCAUACACGUGCACCCGGACUCACCCGCAAAGGGGGGACAUUGGAUGAAACAAGUGGUGUCUUUUGACAAAGUGAAGCUCACAAACAAUCAAUUGGACGACAACGGACACAUAAUCCUAAACUCAAUGCAUAGAUAUCAGCCCCGAUUCCAUGUGCUGUAUGUCGUCCCCAAAGACGAAGACAUGAAUCAAACGGAAAAUUUUAAGACUUUUAUAUUCGCGGAGACAAAGUUCACAGCAGUUACUGCCUAUCAAAACCAUAGGAUAACUCAACUGAAAAUAGCGUCAAACCCUUUCGCUAAAGGAUUCAGAGAUUGUGAUUUGGAUGACUGGAAUGGAUUGCCCGCUCCAACACAUCCCACAAAUAGCCAUUUAUUUGACUCGUGGUCGACACCAACUUGCAAUCAACAGCAAUAUAGAUCCAACGGAUCCACGUUUUCGCACAUAAUGCAGAAAUAG